Molecule: messenger RNA, 4632 nt
Organism: Python bivittatus (Burmese python)
Lineage: Eukaryota; Metazoa; Chordata; Lepidosauria; Squamata; Pythonidae
Source: RefSeq, a predicted model, not a curated record
CAUAGAAACUGAAUGCACAUGGAUGGAGAGAUACCUUUUUUAGAGAGAUGGAGAAGCAUCUGACAUCUUCCAUGAUAAAUCAAUUAUUCCUCAAGGUAACUUCUGAAUCCGAGCGAUUAAGGCAGUGACGGAAGGGAGAGCAGAGCAGGGCUGAAGCAGAGACUCCUCUGCCCUGGUGGUGACAGCACCCAGCUCUGUCCACUUUGCUCUUCUCCCAGCUGCCUGUGCACCAUGGGCACUGUGUUGAGCCUUUCACCCAGUUACCGGAAGGCCACCCUCUCUGAGGAUGGUUCGACCACAGUGGGGCAUUACACCGCAGUCCAGAACAGUAAGAACGCCAAGGAUAAGAGCCUGAAGCGCCACUCUAUCAUUUCAGUGCUGCCUUGGAAACGCAUCGCAGCUGUAUCUGCCAAAAAGAAAAACUCCAAGAAGGUGCAGCCCAACAGCAGCUAUCAGAACAACAUCACGCACCUCAACAAUGAGAACCUAAAGAAAUCUCUCUCCUGUGCCAACCUCUCCACCUUUGCCCAGAACCAGGGCAAUCAGCCUACAGCUCCAAGCCACCAGAUUUCCAGCUCCAAGGGCACCCUUUCUUCUGUCAAGAAGACCCCUCACCCCAGCUGCAACUCAUCUGGCACCCCCAAGAGGGUCCUUGUCCAAGCCUCAACCAGCGAGCUGCUACGAUGCUUGGGGGCAUUCCUCUGCAGACGCUGCUACAGGCUGAAGCACCUUUCUCCCACCGACCCGGUCUUGUGGCUAAGAAGUGUGGACCGGUCUCUCCUUCUGCAAGGCUGGCAAGACCAAGGCUUCAUCACUCCAGCCAAUGUGGUCUUUCUGUACAUGCUUUGCCGGGAUGUCAUCUCAUCUGAAGUAGCCACGGACCAUGAUCUUCAGGCUGUCUUACUUACCUGCCUCUAUCUCUCCUAUUCCUAUAUGGGCAAUGAGAUCUCCUACCCUCUCAAGCCCUUCCUGGUGGAGAGCUGUAAAGAGGCAUUUUGGGAUCGUUGCCUCUCCAUCAUCAACCUCAUGAGUCCCAAAAUGUUGCAGGUCAACGCUGACCCACACUAUUUCACUCAGGUCUUUGCUGACCUGAAGAAUGAGAGCAGCCAAGAAGAGAAGAACAGGCUGCUCAUUGGCCUGGAUCGGUGAGCCAAGCUCCUGGUCAUUCUCACGAAAGGGAACUGUCCGUUUGCCUUGUUUUAUGUUCUUUUCGUUUUCCAAACAAGCCAGGACACAUAGGUGAGACUGGACAGGCCUGAAAGAAAUCAGCCACCCACCGCUGGUCUCCACCAUUAUUAGCUUGGCUUCUAUGAAUCAAAACUGACAAGAGAUGAAAUGGGUCUGCCUGUUUUCUGUUUUGCUGCAUGUGAUGGAUAUGGCUUCCUUUCCACAGAUUGUAAACCAGGAGAGGGCAAAAUGGAGUGGAGAAGCAAGCACCACAGUACAAGAUCAUGGCGUCCUUUCACCUUUUGCUUUGGCUUGUGAAUUGGGGUGAACUAGCUUGUAGGAUUUAAUUCUUCACAGUGGAAGGCAGUGGAGGAGAAUAGCAUUUGCAGUUCUUAAGAAGAAAGAGACCAGAUCUAGUGGAUGUUCUAGCACCUGGUAUUCCAGAAAAGGGAUCCCAGAAUGGGAUGUUAAAAAUAAUAAUUUAGAUGUUCUUACUUUGCACACCAAUUUGAGCAAAAUGACACCAACACAGUACUGACCUCCAAAAUGGACUCUUACUCCAUGACAGUGCGAUUAUAUUGAGAAACAGAAAUGGGUAAGGAAAAGUCAGAAAUAUACAGGAAACACACAUGAUUUUGUGUAUGCUAUCACCUCUUGCACCCAUUUCAUUGGGGGCCUAUGACCUAGGCUCCAUAGGGUUCUCUCUAAACAUCAGUGUCAAAGGGUGAAGGUGAGAUUUGAGAGUCCUUUCCUGCUAAGGCAGAAAUAAACCAUAGGAGUUAAUAUGGACUGGGAGGUGAGAUUCAAGAUAGCCUCAGGGGACAGAUACUAGUCAGCUGGUAUCGAUUUGCUGGCAAGCGAUAUAUGUUGGUAUUUGACUGGUCAGAAAUGGUUAAUUCUUUGGGGGCAAUAUUUGCAUAAUAUAACUUUGCUGUUUCAGACAGGCUGAGUUUGAGUCCCUUGAGAUUUUUCUGAGCAGCUGCAAUAAAGUUCCCUAAUUCAAUUAUUUACUGAAAAAUGUUAGGAUCAUGUUAUCUAUCACAUGUAGGAUUUGGUAUUGAAUUUCAGUGUAGAAAUGCUUUUCUCCUAAGGGGCUCCUUGCAUCCCCAACCAGGAGGGUAAAGUUCAUGUGCAUUCAGCCAACCAACACCCUUCAUACUUUAUGAAAACACAGUAACAACCACAAAGAAACAAAAACAAAAAGAGAAUAAGCAGAACAAGAGAAUCCACUGAAUGAUAAUAAAGGAACUCCAUUCUAUUAUAUUGUUGAGGACUGUGACUAGUGAUAAGUUGUAAUCUAAACCUGCAGCAGAUACAAAAUGUUCACAUAUUUUGUAUAUUUUGUAGAGUAAUAUUGCAGAUGGUUCUUUUUUGGCCACAGAUCUUUUCCCAUGCUUGGAGACUUUCUCUUCCACCUUAUAGACCUACAGUUACACACCAACAUCUAAGAAUUUAAAUAUUUUUUUCCCCACACUGGACAUCUAAAUAUUUGAUUAAUAUUAGAUUUUGAUGCUUAGAUAUUUAUUUUGUUUAGUUUUCCAGUUCCUAAACAGUAAAGGUUAAAAUAUUCUGAUCUUCAGGGAUAGUCAAAAGUGUAUAUAAAAAGGGGUAGUGGGGAGACUGAAUUUUCCUCAGUUAGUGAUAAUAUGUAUUAAAUGACAAUAGUCCAGGUCUAGGGUUCUGUGGAAGAUGUGAACUUUUGGCAUGGAGGCCAUCUCCUGCACUGUUUUAAGUUCUCACAAGCUGGACAGUUAGAUAGUAUAAAGGCAAUAAUGCUCUGAGGUGAAGAAGGCUGUGGACAAAAGGAUAAGUUAGAAAUAUUCUAGAAAGCUCUUCUAAUGCUGCUGCUGAGGAUGCUGGCAUUCUAGCAGAAAGGCAGAGGGAGGGCUAUAUUGUACCUUAUGUCUUUAAAUAGAGUAGCUUGCAAUUAAUUAAAAAAAACAGCAAAGCACUAUUAAAAAUGCAGAGGAACAUAAAAAGCUGUGAAAACUGAAAAGGUCGAAGCUGAGAGGCUGCGGCAGAUUGGAACUAAAGACUUAUGUUGUGAUGAUUAAACAGCUGCUGGGUUUGUUCAGCAGGUCUUGCCGCCGCCUCCAAAGCUAGGCCAAAAUCUGAGCCAUUAAGAAGCGAGACACUGACUGUUAAGCAUGCUGUUGAGUUCGUAAAAGAAAACUGAGCCUUAGCAUCAUAGGAGAGGAAGGGAGGGCUCCUCUACAGUUCUCCACGGUGGAUGGGGAAGGGAGGCAAGGCAUUCUCCGGUGCAUGACCACUGGUUUCUUUGAAAUGGGUGGCACGUGAUAUCAUUUCAGUCUCCCUUGGAGACCCCAGCAUUGGGGCUGACUUCUGAAACUCUUUAGCGGCUCAGACUAAAUUCUGGUACGUAUCUGAAGAAAUUCUGGUUGUUCGAAAGACAGUAAAUCUUUUUGCCCUUCCUCUCCUUUUUGAAAAAGACAUAUAUGUUAAAGGAAAAUCACAGUUCUACUCAUAUGAGUAUGAAAUCUUAAAGCGGCAAUCCUAUGCAUGUUUACAUAGAAAUAAGUUGUAUUUGAUGAAUCAGGCUUAUUUCUGAGUAGGCAUGCUUUAGAUUGCACUGCAUGGGAAACAAAUGUGAUUUGGUGGUAUAAUUGCUGUACAAAACUGUCUUGGCCUGAUCCUAUGUAUUUACUGUUUUAUAAUAGGGGGGAAAGAUCGGCUGACAUACUUGAUAUAGAAGAGCAAUGAGUGAGACUGUAAUAUGCUGCUGUAUGAAAUGAAUCCUUUUAGAACAAAAUCUAUGCUUAUGGCAAGAAGAAAAAGAAAACCUAACCCUUUUCUGUUAUUCCAUUAUUGCUUUACAGUAAUACUGUGCAUGCCAAAAGCAGAAUUGUGACUUUUGACAACAGGCAAAACUUUAGAACAGUUGAUUGUAAAAAGAAAAAAAAACAGCAACACAAUAACUCACCAUGCACAAAUUUCAAGCAGAUCUCCUCCUGCUGACUUUCAUCCACACCCUCAUUUCUUCAAGUCAAUGUAUUUCAUCUCAAGACUUCUAGAUAUUUUCUGAUAUUAACUGUACACAGUUCUUAAUGUUUAGCUCUGUUCUAAACUAUUUUUUCUCAAAGGAAGAAAACACAAAGAAAAAAGUGUGCCAUUUUUUCACUUGAACAUUCUUCAAAACUACAUUUUGGAAGUGGGAGAAAAGAAAAGAGGAUCUGCUAAAUUCUGUGUCUAUGUAUGUUAAAGUUUUUGAAUUUUUUUUUUAGUGUGCAAUCCCUUCUGUAGAUAUCUGUUGACCAAAAUUGGUAUUAUUGCUUAUUAUUACUUAAUUUAUAAAUGGUCUCUUUUGUAUGUAUGUGUACUAUAGUGUGUUUGUAAGUAUGUGAGGUUUAUAAAUAUGACAAGACUGUCACAGAGCUGUGUGUGCCUGUAACUUAAUGCCCCCUAUUUUUAUUUAUUUUUGUACUGUGCUGAUUAAAAAUAAAAUGC